Messenger RNA from Ceratitis capitata (Mediterranean fruit fly), 2798 nucleotides. It is a transcript of the gene mthl15, whose product is annotated as G-protein coupled receptor Mth2. Bases 548 to 2758 code for a protein of 736 amino acids. NCBI's taxonomy places the organism in Eukaryota, Metazoa, Arthropoda, Insecta, Diptera, Tephritidae. Gene Ontology annotation, cellular component: membrane. Gene Ontology annotation, biological process: G protein-coupled receptor signaling pathway; cell surface receptor signaling pathway. Gene Ontology annotation, molecular function: G protein-coupled receptor activity. The transcript has 8 exons. The record is from RefSeq and is a predicted model, not a curated record.
UACGCGUAUAGACGUAUCCGUAUCGAGUAGUUAGUGAUGGUGUACGUACGACGACAAAAGCAACGAAACGUUUUAAAGUUCUUCCGGUCGUUUUAAAGGGUCGUGAUUUUUUGGCGCAACGUGUUGUUGUACAAUAAAUUUAUUGCUAAAGUGAUAAACGAUCGCGCAGACCGACUGCUGUGUUGUAUUGCGAAAUUCCAAUUGUUGGCGGUUGUGCUUGGUGUUGACUUAAAACAAGGGGUUUUUGAACGGCGGUGAUCCUCAACGUAUCAACUGUUGAUAUAUACUCCUAGCAUAAUAUAUAUUUGCGUUUUAUGUGCAUUACGACCGAUUGUGUUUGAUAUACAUACACGUAUUUAUGUGACAUAUGUAUUUAUCUGUAUGUAUGUAUGUAUAUAAAAAUUUCUUAAAAUUGAUAAAUUCAUUAACGUGGAAAAAUGUGUAAAGUGUAAAUCGUAAUUUGAACGAUAAAAGAAUCAGUUUGACCAUAACCAUCAAUAUAUAUUACCAAGACCUCAACAAAGUUAACGUAAUCUACAACCGUUUAAUGUCUUUGGUCGCAUUGUUAUUGCUAUUUGUCGCUAGCACUCUUGCUGAGGCUGUGAAAGAAGAGAAUCAGCUGCACAUAUCGACAACGCGUCAUUGGGUCAAUGCGUCAAUAUGCUGUCCAAUAGGUUGGUCUCUAGUCAAACUCAAUAUGGGCUUCUUUCGUUCGGACGUCUACGAAUGCCGCAAUGUGUUUCACAAUGACGAUAACAGUGAAUAUAUUGGUAAUAUUGAAAAUAAAACUGAAAUUUUCGAACGAACUGCACCAGUUUAUGGCUACCGCAUACAGGCGCCCGCAGUGGAUGACGGCGGUAACUACAGCGGCGAAGUGCCGCAAUGUAAACGGCAGACAUUCGUCUUUCUCACCGGCGACAAAGAGUUGGAAUUACCAGCUAACACUUGUCUCACAAGUGUGGAUCGACGUUUGGCGGCCAUUUAUUGUCCGCCAGCAAGGGGUGAAACUCUACAAACACUAAGUGUCGUGCACAAAUGUUGUCCAUUGCGUUACGUAUACGACGCCGAUAAUCAAAAAUGUGUACAACGUGCGGGUGUACAGACGUUUCAACGUUACGGCUACUUGUUGCAGCAAUGGUCGAUUUUCGUGGAUGGUACGGUGCAAUGUGCAUCCGAUAUGGUGUUGGUGGAGUAUAAUCUCAGUGGCAAGGAAGUGAAAUUCAUCGAUGGCAAAGUGGCUAUUGCUGUGCGCAGUGAAUGGAAGAAAUUCAAACAAUCCGAAUACUGUAUGGAGGCAAUCGAAGGUGCCAACGCCUGGAAUGAUUUGGCUGAACAACGUUAUUUAGUGCGUACUUGUGAACCGCGUCGCGUGUGUCAGGGUAUUGCAUGUAUUCGUCGCUGCUGUUCUGAUGGUGAAUUCUUUACGAAGGCCAAUAAAACUUCUUAUUGCAAGCGCGAUGAGGCGGAUAUUGGUUUCCAUAGCUUCGAGAGUCUGCAAAUAAGUGGAAACUUCACAAAACCUGCAGUGUUUGGUAUUUUACGUGGCUUGGAUUGUCAAAGAUUUCUUCUCAAUCCCGAUUUAUAUAGUUCUGAUGCGCACCUCAUCAACACCAAUGAUGGAUCGCUAUAUGUUGCAGCCAGCACGAAAAACUACACCAACAAUCAGUAUUGCGUGGAAAAGAUACGCAAUUCAACAUUUGGCGAACAGAAGCUCUACACAUUUCUCUGCUUCGACUCGAAAGUGGUUGGGAAUGAGAAGAUUCGUUUCAAAAUGUAUCCCAUCGGACUGUUGAUCUCAUGCUCCUUCUAUGCACUAACACUGGGCGUGUACUUAUCCAUUUCGCGUUUGCGUAAUUUACCCGGCAAAAUUUUAAUCUGUUUAGUGAGUAAUUUAUUUGCGGCUUAUCUGGGUAUUGCAUUGGGUCAACUCAUACCGACCAAUAAUGAUAGUAUGUGCUUCGCUUCAGGAUAUUUUAUUUACUUUUGUCUCAUGGCUGCAUUCGCGUGGAUGAAUGUUAUGUGCUUCGAUAUCUGGCAGACGUUUGGCACAGCGAAGAAGAAGCGAGGUUUCCAGACAAAGAAUACCUGCCGCUUCUUGCUCUACUCACUUUACGGCUGGGGACUACCCACAGUGAUGACUGUGAUUACCGUGUCAUUGGCAAAAUCCGAUUUGCUGAGUGAGGAUUUACGUCCAAACUUCAAGCAGGGUCGCUGUUGGUUCACAUAUGGCACUUUCGCCUCAGCAAAUUUACUUUUUUUCUCCGGUCCGAUUGGUGUACUUUCACUCAUCAACUUUGUGCUCUUUCUACUAACGCUGCGCUACUGCAAUCGCGUGAAACGCGAAAUUUUCCGCAUGCAGAGCUCCAAUGCGGAGAAACCGAUUAUGCGACGACGUUUCUUUGUGGAUAAAGCGCGCUUUGCGAUGAACACGAAACUCUUCAUUGUGAUGGGCAUCACAUGGUUUAUGGAACUGUUGAGCAUCGUACUAUACGAUCGUAAAAAGAUGUUCUUUUGGGUCGUUAGUGAUUCAUUCAAUGUACUGCUCGGUGUUUUUGUAUUCUUCAUUUUUGUUUUUAAGAAGCGCAUUUGGCAUGCAAUACUUGUUAAAUUAGGCUUUCGUCCGACUGACAGUCUGAAGACGCUACCUCCCGCCACAUAUGCCACACAGUCCACAUAUGCGCCACAGACCCUCUCGAUGACACGCCUAAAUGCCAUCGAGGGCAAUCUGUCAUUGCUUUGUAAUACGGCAAAAAAUUAAUUUAGGCAUAAGUUAUGUAUGUGUUUGUCUAAUGUAUACC